Molecule: messenger RNA, 1815 nt
Organism: Aspergillus pseudoviridinutans
Lineage: Eukaryota; Fungi; Ascomycota; Eurotiomycetes; Eurotiales; Aspergillaceae
Product: putative phenol 2-monooxygenase
Exons: 5
Coding region: 1-1815 (604 amino acids)
Molecular function (GO): FAD binding
Source: RefSeq, a predicted model, not a curated record
AUGUCCGAGAAAAUCGAUGUACUUAUCUGCGGGAGCGGAUCCGCAGGCCUCUGCGCAGCGACAUGGCUCGCGCGGUACGGCAUCCGGUGUAAGGUGCUGGAGCGCCGCGACGGGCCCAUGACGAUGGGCCAAGCUGAUGGUGUGCAAUGCAGGACCGUUGAAAUCUUCGAGAGCUUUGGUAUCGGCGAGGAGCUGCUGCGUGAAGCGUACCAUGUGCUGGAGGUGGUGUUCUGGGCCGAUGAUGGAUCUGGUUCGAUCAAGCGCACUGGUCGGACGGUGGAUACGCAGCCGGGCCUGUCACAUCAGCCGCAUGUUAUUCUUAACCAGGCUCGGAUUAAUGGGCUGCUGAUUGAGAAGAUGCGGGAGUGGAACAAUCAGGAGAUCGACUACGGGUACACUGUCACCAGCGUCGAAGUGGAUGGCAAGCUGGUGGCGGAUCCGCAGGCGUAUCCUGUCAAGGUGACUGCUGAGAAGAACGGGAAGGCUGAGACAUUCGAGGCUAAAUAUGCGCUUGCUUGCGAUGGUGCUCACAGCACCGUUCGGAAAUCACUCGGCUACAACAUGAUCGGAGACAGCACCGAUGCCGUCUGGGGUGUCAUGGAUAUGGUCCCUCGCACCGAUUUCCCUGACAUUCGGAGGAAGACCACCAUCCGCUCGAAAGCAGGAAACCUGAUGAUCAUCCCCCGGGAAGGUGGCAGUCUGGCUCGCUUUUACAUCGAGCUGCCGACCGGCACAAAGCCCAAGGAAGUCAAGCUUGAGCAUCUCCAGCAGGCAGCAAAGAACAUUCUUAGCCAGUACACGAUUGAGUUUGUCGAAACCGUCUGGUGGUCUGCGUAUUCCAUUGGCCAACGCCAUGCAGAUUUCUUUCACAAGGAUUACCGCGUCUUCCUUGCCGGUGAUGCUUGUCAUACACACUCCCCAAAAGCCGGUCAGGGCAUGAACGUCAGCUUGCAGGAUGGGUACAACAUAGGCUGGAAGCUAGCCACUGUCCUAAAAGGAUUGGCGUCGCCUUCCUUGUUGGAGACAUAUGUCCUGGAACGCCAGAAGGUGGCGAUCGAUCUGAUCGACUUCGACCGGUAUUUCUCGAAGCUCUUCUCCUCGGGAGGUCAGACGUCACCCGCUGAGUUCCAGGAGGGGUUUAUCAAGUCUGGCAAGUAUACCGCCGGAAUGACGGCGCGGUAUGACAAGUCACAGAUCACUUCCGACGUGGACGACUCAGACAAGCUUUCGACAAACGUUGUUGUUGGUAUGAGACUGCCCAGCGCUCAAGUCGUGCGCUUCAGUGACUCGAAGCCCAUGCAAUUAGCUCAGUCGCUCAGUUCAGAUGGCCGUUGGCGAGUGAUAGUCUUCAUUGGAGAUAUCAGCUCGGCCGAAACUAGGACAAAGUUGAAAGCUAUCGGUGACUAUCUCGGCUCAACAGAGGGUCCUAUCCAGACAUUCCGCCCCAAGGGAGGAGAUAUCGACAGUCUUAUUGAGCCUAUUCUGGUGGGUCAUGGCAAGCGCCAUGCCGUGGAACUGGACCAGAUUCCCGAGUGCUUCUACCCUGUGACUGGAAAGCAUCAAAUCAAAGGCAGGUCUCCGAAGUUAAUAAAGAAACUCCAUAACCUUCACAAAAUCUACUACGACGAUGAAAGCUAUAACAAGGGUCAUGGUCACUGCUACGAGCACCUAGGGAUUAGUCCCGAGAAGGGUGCAAUUGUGAUUGUCCGUCCAGAUCAAUAUGUAUCUGCCUUGAUGAGUCUGGAUGACUAUACGCAGAUUGGAAAAUUCUUUGCGGGUUUCCUGAUACACCAGCUGCCCGAAAGCAAAUUGUGA